Molecule: messenger RNA, 449 nt
Organism: Sinocyclocheilus anshuiensis
Lineage: Eukaryota; Metazoa; Chordata; Actinopteri; Cypriniformes; Cyprinidae
Product: intraflagellar transport protein 80 homolog
Exons: 2
Coding region: 87-449 (120 amino acids)
Biological process (GO): cilium assembly
Cellular component (GO): cilium; intraciliary transport particle B; centrosome
Source: RefSeq, a predicted model, not a curated record
UCCGGAUGCAUUUUUGAAUUGCACCAAAUUAGUGUGUUAAAUCACCAGCCGGUUAUAAACUGUGCUGUCAAAGACUUGGUGAUGUUAUGUUGUGUAUCUCCUCUCAUCGUGUGUCUGUUCAGAUAGAGGUGGUGUUCGUCGCACUGGAUCAGUGUGGCUCGUCUAAUGACAGAAAGAUCGCACUGAUCGAUAAGAACCGUGACCUCUACCUGACCUCUGUGAGAAAGCUGGGCCGAGCGCACAGCAUCCACAAGAUCGGGUCGAUGGUUGACACUAUGGCCUGGAACGACUCGGCUAACAUCCUGUGUGGCGUCCAGGACAGCCGGUUCACAGUGUGGUACUACCCUAGUGUGGUGUUUGUGGACAAAGACCUGCUGCCCAAAACCAUCUUCACCAGAGACAGCAGGUACACGCUCACACCAGAUAAGCAGAGCCGAUCGGCCGGAUAA